GAACCAUCGGACUGACACAAAGUGCCAAUCCACGAACACGUCGCUGGAAUCAACUACCUACCCACCUCCUCGAACCACGACUUUCGUUAUGGAGCCUCCUCCAAAGCCUCAAUCCGCGCUUUUCCAAGUGUACCUGCGCUUACGACCUCCGCCAGCGCCAAACUCGCUCUACCCAACAUUAACCACUUCGGAGCGGUUCGUCACGGUCGAAGAAUCGAAUGAAGGUGCCCCGACACAUAUCACACUCAACCCACCGAAUGAUAACAGGAGGAGGGCGGUAGAGAAAUUCGGUUUUACGCAGGUGUUUGAAGAAGAGGCCUCGCAGCUGGAUAUUUUUCAUGGAACGGGUGUGAUACCCCUCGUUGAGGGUGUCCUUGCGGCAAACGGCGGGGAUGGGAGGGAUGGCCUCCUGGCCACUCUAGGGGUGACGGGGUCAGGAAAGAGCCAUACGAUCCUCGGAUCUCGCAGUCAACGCGGUCUUACACAACUCGCUCUUGAUCUCUUGUUCCGCUCUAUCUCAAACAACAUCCUCGACCCCUCCACAACAUACUCCCUCCACGCCUCUGUGGCCGCCUCAGACCCAUCAGAAGCACAAGUCCUCUCCUCGCAAGGAUUCCUGGAUAUUAUCUACGGCGACCAAUCGUGCGCCAGCCGCGCAACCUCACGCGCUGCAACGCCGAUGAGAGGCGAAUCCAUCCCGCCAACCCCCAGGCGACCUAUGCCCCGCUCAGCGCCCACCCCCGCCUCACCAUCUAUCGAAGAUAUCACCCUCCCCUCCGACCCCGCCACCGACUAUGCCGUCGUAAUCUCUAUGUACGAAGUCUACAAUGACCGUAUCUACGACCUCCUCACACCCUCCCCUCGCACCCCCAGUGUCAAAGAGCCUCGCCGCCGCCCCCUCCUGUUCAAACCCACCGAGGCCAGCCCGGAGCGCAAGCUCGUCGCCGGCCUGCGCAAAGUCAUCUGCGCCUCCGCGCGCGAGGCCCUCAUGGUCCUCGAAGCUGGACUACAUGAGCGCCGCGUCGCCGGCACAGGGAGCAACAGCGUUUCCUCGCGCAGCCACGGCUUCUUCUGCGUAGAAGUUAAGAAGCGGUCGCGCAACGCGAGAGGAGAGACAGGGCAGUGGCGCGGAAGUGCGCUGACGAUCGUGGAUCUUGCCGGGAGUGAGAGAGCGAGGGAUGCGAGGACACAGGGCGCAACACUCGCGGAGGCGGGCAAGAUUAAUGAGAGUUUAAUGUAUCUGGGACAAUGUCUGCAGAUGCAGAGCGAGCUAGGGAACUCGACAAAGCCCAACCUCGUCCCAUACCGCCAGUGCAAACUCACCGAGCUCCUCUUCUCCAACUCCUUCCCCUCCACCUCCUCCGGAUCUUCACACGCGCCGCGCCCGCAGCGCGCUACUAUGAUCGUCGCUGCAGACCCCGUCGGCGACUUCAACGCCACGAGCCAGAUCCUACGUUACUCAGCGCUAGCGCGCGAGAUCACCGUCCCGCGCAUCCCGUCGAUCACGGCAUCCGUCUUUGGGGGACCGCCGCCGCGGAGCACUAGCGGGAAUAGCGGCUCGUAUCAGGGACAGCAGGGUCAUGACGAGAGGGCUACGAUGGAGAGGGCUGCGAUGGAGAUUGCGCGGUUGAGUGAGGAGAUGGAUAUGUUGAGGGCGGAGGUUGUGGCGGAGAGGGAGGGGAGGGAGGAGGCGGAGGCGAGGCUGGUGAGUGCUGAGGAGAGGGCUAUGGAGAUUGAGGCUGUUGUGAGGGAGGAGAUGUGGGGGGAGAUGGAGGAGAGGUUUGAGACUGAGUUGAAGAGGUGGAAGGCGAGGUGGGAGGAGGAGAAGGAGAGGGGGGGUGAGCAUCUUGAUCGCAAGGUUGAGGUUCUGGUGAGGGGUCUGGGAAUGGAGGGAGAGGGGAAGGAGAACCAUGAGGGGAUGGAGGAGCUAGAGGAGGAGAAUCGCGCGCUGAGAGCUAUGGUGAUAAGGCUACAGAGGGAGGUUGGAGGAGGCAGCCCUACGAAGAGGACCGGGGAGCCGAGGGACGUCCUGGGUCAUCUUGGGACGCAAACGAGUCCGGUGAAGGGGAGGGUGAGGAAGCUGGGAGGCAGAAAGUGGGACUUUGCCGCUGGUGAGGAGGGAGAUGAGAUCUAGAAGCUGCUGUUGUGGGUUCCUCACGCAGGUUUCGCUGUGGAUUUGGAGUUCUGGAUACAGGUGCGGGUGCUCUCGGCGCUUGGUGUACGCUAUAUUUCGUGUACAUGUUUGUGUUGCUGGUCAUAAUAUAUGAGCGAGAUUUCUAGUUAGUCGGUCCGACGCUAAUUGCUUACGUUUUUACGGUGUGCUCCGUAUUUCUAGCCUGUGUGUGGUGAUGCUCUCCUUCCUUUGUGGGAGAAGGCAGGUGGAUCGGGGUGGU
Messenger RNA from Pseudogymnoascus verrucosus, 2393 nucleotides. RefSeq lists its product as uncharacterized. Gene Ontology annotation, cellular component: microtubule; nucleus; kinesin complex. Bases 89 to 2134 code for a protein of 681 amino acids. NCBI's taxonomy places the organism in Eukaryota, Fungi, Ascomycota, Leotiomycetes, Thelebolales, Thelebolaceae. Gene Ontology annotation, biological process: microtubule-based movement. The record is from RefSeq and is a predicted model, not a curated record. Gene Ontology annotation, molecular function: microtubule binding; ATP hydrolysis activity; microtubule motor activity. The transcript is spliced from 4 exons.